Thalassophryne amazonica is the source of this 3153-nucleotide messenger RNA. It is a transcript of the gene elf2b, whose product is annotated as E74-like factor 2b (ets domain transcription factor). The transcript has 10 exons. Gene Ontology annotation, cellular component: nucleus. The coding region runs from base 456 to 2546 and encodes 696 amino acids. Gene Ontology annotation, molecular function: DNA-binding transcription factor activity, RNA polymerase II-specific; sequence-specific DNA binding. The record is from RefSeq and is a predicted model, not a curated record. Gene Ontology annotation, biological process: regulation of transcription by RNA polymerase II; cell differentiation. Lineage: Eukaryota; Metazoa; Chordata; Actinopteri; Batrachoidiformes; Batrachoididae.
GUUUCUUCACGGUAUGGAACAGACAGCGGAGAGGAGAGGGAUGACAGAAAAAGGUGUCUGGAGCAGAAAAAGACCGAACACGGCUUUCUCUAGUCACAACAAGGCAACGUUACUGUCCUUCUCUUAUUCACUCCACCUCUUUUUGUGGAUUUUUGAAAUGGCAACUAAGUUAAAAAAUGCGAGUAGUGCUUUUGGAUCACCUCGACAUUUCUGCAACAAGGCAAAUUUGGACUUUUGUGAAGGAAAAGUUCGCUUGAAAGGAUGACGACUGCUGUAUCUCAUGGAACAUUGAGACUGUCACGAACUCGGCGUCAACCAGAAAAAAUGCAGCAGAGUCAAGAUUCUCAUCUGGUCUCGCCCCGGAGCCUGUGUUUGUCACACUUGCAGAGACCACCAGGUGGCGGUAUUGUGGUGACUAAUUGACUGGAAGCACUGUUCCCAGCAGAGCAUGAGUUAUGACUUCAGUGGUGCUGGUAGACACCGGCGGGACAGUGGUGGAGUAUGUGACCGCUGGGGAGGACCUGCAGCAGGAGGAGGAAUGUGAGGUGGAGCUGGAUUUGGAAGGAGAGGUGGAGGGCCAGUGUGAAGCUGAGGAUGCCUAUGAAGAAGUGGAGGACAGAGAAGACGCUGAGGCGUACCCAGCAGUCAUCGUGGAGGAGGUGCCGGGUGCCAGUCUGGCUGGAGAUGAGGGUUACUCAGCCCAAGUGCUGGUCUACGAUGACGAGGCUUACCUGAUGGAGGGCGUGGCCGAUGAGCAGGAGGUGGCUACAGUGGAAGCUUCUGUCCAUGGCAGCAGUGCACACUGCUCUGACAAGACCAUUGAGGCUGCAGAAGCUUUGCUACACAUGGAUUCUCCAUCAAGCCUCAGAGAAGAUCAAAGUCCGGAAGCGUUUGUCCCACCGUGUGUAUCGACACCAGACUUUCUCCAUGCCGCCAUGCGCCCUGACAUGAUCGGAGAGACAGAGGUGGAGAUCUCAACAGAGGACUAUUGUGAGGAUGACGACGAGGACAUGGUUACGUUACUGGAGGAGCCGGUGCCAGAACCAGUCAGAAAGAGGAAAGCCGGACGGAAGCCAAAGAUGCAUCAGUCACCUGCUGGCAGUGUUUCACCAGAACUCACUAUCAAGAAGAAAUCAAGAAACGGAAAAGCAGGGAGCACCACCUACCUGUGGGAGUUCCUGCUGGAACUUUUGCAGGACAAGAACACUUGUCCCAGAUACAUCAAGUGGACCCAGAGGGAGAAAGGCAUCUUUAAACUGGUGGACUCCAAAGCCGUGUCCAAACUGUGGGGCAAACACAAGAACAAGCCCGACAUGAACUAUGAAACCAUGGGACGAGCACUCAGGUAUUACUACCAACGUGGAAUACUCGCUAAAGUCGAGGGGCAGAGGCUGGUUUACCAGUUCAAAGACAUGCCCAAAAACAUCGUCAUUAUUGACGACGACAAGGCGGACAUGUCUUCCCCCACUGAUCUCAUCAGCUCAGAGACUGCCGCGUCCUACGAGCGUGUGCCGCCACCUUCAGAUAUGCUGAUCCUGGAGUCUGAGCCACCUCCCUCAAAGAAACCCAACAUCCUGCGAGGCGGUGGGAACAGAAGCAGCGGCAUCCACACGUCUGUGGCAGCGGGCGGCAAGAUGACACCAGGAGGGGACGUGGCGGUGACAGCAGGCGUCCCGAGGAUGGUGGCUGUUUCUACGGCAGCAGACGGGACACAGAAUCAGCAAUCUCCAACAACCAUCAUCCCAAACUCCACUGCAGCAAGGACAGUCCGGGUUGCUAUGCAGGUGCCUGUAGUCAUGGCAACACCAGUGGGUCAGAAAAUCUCAACAGUUGCCGUUCAGCCGGCAGCAGGAACACCGGUCACCGGCGGCCACACUGCCCUUCUUACCAACGCUUCUCCAAUCGGAGCAGCGGCAGGAAGCGCCACUUCCCAGCAGAAGGUUGUAAUCCAGACCAUCCCCACUAUGGUGCCAGCUACAGCUGAGAAUGGGGACAAGAUCACUGUCCAGCUGGCCAAGAUCAUCACCAUCCCAGCCCACCAGUUAGCUCAUUGCCAGCUCCAAACCGCCAGAGGUACGACAAAAAACGCAGACAGGGUAUCUCAACCGGGUAUCAGCCUCCUCGGAAGUCCCCUGACGGUCCGGGCGCUGGCACCUGUCGGCGUUGGACCAGGAGCGCACGUGAUGAGACUCGGUGUGCCAACACAGGCGCCUCAGCAGACUCUCGUGGUCUCACAGCCGGGAAGUCUCGGGAGUGGAACAGGGGUGGUGACGGUAACAUCAGCCAAUCAGACGUUGACGGCGCAGCCCCGUAUCAUCAGCGGCAUCAUUAACGGCUCCGAGUUGGUGAUGGGAGGGUCGGCAACCGGAGGAGUCACGUUGGAAAAGCUGAAACCUGCAGGGGUCCAGGUCCAAAUUGUGCAGGUGCCUGGCAUGGUUCAGCCGAACCCCAAAACCGUUCACAAAGUGGAAACGGAGCCAGUGGACGCCGAGGUCGUCAUCAAACUGGAAAAGAACGAAGUCGCCUGUGACGCAGACACCGUCUGAGCUUCCCUGUGCUGCAUGACAUGCACACACGUCUGCCAGCACAGUUUCCCACCAUGCCGUGUUGAAGUAUUGCCCCUCUCUGAGAGUUGGGGUUCAUCUGUGCAUUUCUGAAUCCAUUCUUAAACAUAACCAGCAGAAGACUUUAGAGACUCCGAGAUGUUUUUAGCCUGAAACUUGUUGUCAUGUUUUCUAAUUCUCAGUGCAGACACCUGAACAGCAGAAGGGCCGUGGAAAGACCCCAGAUUGUCCACUCGGGAUCCACAGCCGGAUUAUAAAGGGAUUUAUUUUGGGAACGUAAAGGGACCAACCUUGAUCACUACAAUUUUUAUUUUAUUUUUUUCCCCUCUCCGAAAUGGGUCAGCAAGAAAACAAGCAGCUGUAAAGUCAUGAACAUGGAAACACUACAAAACGAGGCGAGUUGGAUCCGAACCAUGAGCUGUGAGUGGCGCAGCAGCGGACAACAUGGCAUUCUGCUGUUGUACGCGUCACUCGUUUCUAAUGAUUUUACCUCGGAGGAAACCAGCAGGCAGUUUUUUACUGCAAAACUCGUGCACUUGGUGCUAUGUGAGUCUGGGAGCUGAGGGAAGCUCCAACUAAGAAAAAACAA